Lepidothrix coronata (blue-crowned manakin) is the source of this 964-nucleotide messenger RNA. It is a transcript of the gene CAPSL, whose product is annotated as calcyphosine like. Gene Ontology annotation, molecular function: calcium ion binding. The record is from RefSeq and is a predicted model, not a curated record. NCBI's taxonomy places the organism in Eukaryota, Metazoa, Chordata, Aves, Passeriformes, Pipridae. The transcript has 6 exons. The coding region runs from base 172 to 798 and encodes 208 amino acids.
UCCCAAAAAGGGGGGGCCAAGGCAGCCGGGUGUGUAAACAAGUAGAACGAGAUCUAUAAGUAAGCUUUGCAGGGAGGCCGCAGAGAGGCAGGUGGGGCACUACACCAUCCCGGUGCUCUGAACACCUCCACAGUCCUUGGUGAAAACCUCGCGUUCAGGAUAACAUUGCAGAUGUCGGGCACAGCAAGACAUGACCGAGACAUGGUAAUACAGGCUAAAAGAAGCCUGUUGGGAGCUACUGACCCAGUCGAAAAGCUGCGAUUGUUGUGUUUAGCGAGGGGAUCUGCUGGCAUCAAAGGACUUGGAAGAGUAUUUCGAAUGAUGGAUGUUGAGAAUAGCAGAACCCUUGAUUUUGAAGAAUUUAUGAGGGGAUUAAAAGUGUACGCGAUCACACUUGACAAGGAAGAAGCACAAAAGGUUUUCCAUAUAUUUGAUAAAAAUGGCAAUGGAACAAUUGACUUUGAUGAAUUUCUUGUUACACUGAGACCUCCCAUGUCGAAUGCAAGGAAAGAAAUAAUAAUGCAAGCAUUUCAAAAAUUAGAUAAGACCGGAGAUGGUGUCAUAACAAUCGAAGACUUACGAGAAGUAUACAAUCCAAAACACCAUCCCAAAUAUUUAAAUGGAGACUGGACAGAAGAACAAGUUUUUAGAGCCUUUCUGGAUAAUUUUGAUUCACCCUAUGACAAAGAUGGGAAGGUCACAACGGAAGAAUUCAUGAACUACUAUGCAGGAGUCAGCGCUUCAAUUGAUUCGGAUAUCUACUUUAUCAUCAUGAUGAAGACUGCUUGGAAACUCUGAUAAUAUGGUUAAAGAAGCAAAACUUGACUUCCACCUUCAGGGUUUAUGACCAAGCUGUGACUUCUGGGAAGUAUAGAGCUUGUAACUUGUCCACCAGAUGAAAAUUCUCGAGAUAUCUUUGCUUUUCAGUUCUUUUUCUGAUGCUGAAUAAAGAUUGGAAACCUGU